AUGAAGCCCGGCGACCGCGUGGUCGAGGUGAACGGCAUUCGCAGCGACGUGCUGGUCAAGGACGAGUGCAAUCAGAACAAGAGGCUUGAGCUGGUGGUCAGGCGCCAGGCCGACGGCGUCCUGUGCGGCGUGCCGCUGCUGGCGAGGCCGAGGGCCGCCUCCUCCAAGGACAGAAGGGACUCGCGCACUGCGGGCUGGAACAAGCUGGCCCAGGUUGUGAAGGGCACGGCGGUGGCCAAGGCCCUGCUGGCGCUGCGGCGCCCGCUGCCGCUCGACCAGGCGCUCAGCCUCACCGUGCCAGGACCGCGCGCCGCGGACGCGGGCGGGCCGGCGAGGAGGCUCAACCUGGAGGAGCUGCUGUCGCAGCAGAGCCUGGGCGCGCCCAGCCCGCAGGGCCCCCGGCCCCCGAGCCAGGAGAGCAGGCGGCGCGCAGCGCGGCGUCCAAGGAGCGACCGUCCAGCGGCCGCCAGAACGCCGACGUUGCCGCGGCGUACGCCGCGACCGCGUCCACGUCUACGACGGCUCGAGGGCUGA
This is a messenger RNA of Prorocentrum cordatum, 534 nucleotides long. The record is from the annotation of a GenBank genome assembly. NCBI's taxonomy places the organism in Eukaryota, Dinophyceae, Prorocentrales, Prorocentraceae.